CUUGCCGCUGUACUCGUCGACUGCUCGUAGGGCAACGAGACUAAGCCCAAAAGUGCAAGAGCAAUAAAAUGCGCAUCCUGAUGAAUUUUUUGUUUUUUUCGUUUGUCUGAAAUUAAGUGCAAGUUGAAAGUUAGCACACGCACCUAUAGGAAGUUUUUGCCAUUGUAGCAUAGUUUCACUAACGCCACGUCUAAGUGCGUUUAUUCCCGAAUAUCAAAGAAAGAAGAAAACACAAAUUAAAUCAGGAUGCGUUUCUUAUUGCUAUUGUCACUUUUGGCCUUAGUCUCGUUGUCCUACCAGCAAACGUCUAAUAGCACAACUGAGGCAUCCACAACCACAGCAGCUGGUGGAAGUUCGAAUACAACAGCAGCAGAAUCGACAACAACAACGGCGGCAACGUCAACCACUCUGGUACCCUGUACCAAUCCCUGCACGCACGCCUAUAAACCAGUUUGUGGCAUGUACAAUGGCAAAAAGCGUACUUUCGAGAAUCUUUGCAUUUUGAGAGCGAAUAGACGUUGUGCCCGCAAACGAGGUACUUUGGCACGCCUUGGCAUACGCUAUUUAUAUGAUGGAAGAUGUUAGGCUACCCGUUGUCACAAUAAGUUGUUGAAGAAAUAGCCGAACACGAG
This is a messenger RNA of Rhagoletis zephyria (snowberry fruit fly), 632 nucleotides long. RefSeq lists its product as uncharacterized. Lineage: Eukaryota; Metazoa; Arthropoda; Insecta; Diptera; Tephritidae. Gene Ontology annotation, molecular function: protein binding. The record is from RefSeq and is a predicted model, not a curated record.